AUGGGAGGUAGUUGCGGGAGGAAAGCGGCUGGACGCUGUGACCCCGUCCCGUCCUCCCUUACCGACCAGGAGAAGCUGCGCUACCUCCAGCAGCAGCUGCAGGAUGAGACGCCGCGACGGCAGGAGACCGAGCUGCAGGAGCCAGAGCAGCAGCAGAAGCCGGAGGCUGGUCUCUCCCGGAACGGCGUGGGCCCCGCCGCCACGUCCCAGGGCUGCCCCGGCCCGCCAGGGAGUCCUGACAAACCCUCGCGGCCUCGCGGCCUGGUCCCCGCAGGCUGGGGAAUGGGGCCUCGGGCAGGUGAGGGCCCCUACGUGAGCGAGCAGGAAUUGCAGAAGGUGUUCACCAGCAUCGAGGAGCUGAGGAGAGAGGUGUCCUCGCUGACCGCCCGGUGGCAUCAGGAGGAGGGGGCGGUGCAGGAAGCCCUGCGACUGCUCGGGGGCCUGGGCGGCAGGGUCGACGGCUUCCUGGGCCAGUGGGAGCGGGCACAGCGCGAGCAGGCACAGACGGCGCGGGGCUUGCAGGAGCUGCGAGGUCGGGCGGACGAGCUGUGUACGAUGGUAGAGCGGUCAGCAGUGUCUGUGGCUUCACUGAGGAGCGAACUGGAGGGGCUGGGCCCACUGAAACCCAUUCUGGAGGAGUUCGGGCGGCAAUUUCAGAACUCUCGAAGAGGGCCUGACCUCUCCAUGAACCUGGAUCGGUCCCAACAAGGCAACUGUGCCCGCUGUGCCAGCCAGGGGUCGCAGUUGUCCACGGAGUCCCUGCAGCAGCUGCUGGACCGAGCGCUGAUCCCGCUAGUGGACGAGGUGAAGCAGAGGGGCCUGACUCCUGCCUGUCCCAGCUGUCAGAGGCUACACAAGAAGAUUCUGGAGCUGGAGCGCCAGGCCUUAGCCAAACACGUCAGGGCAGAGGCCCUGAGCUCCACCCUUCGGCUGGCCCAAGACGAGGCCCUGCGGGCCAAGAAUCUACUGCUGACAGACAAGAUGAAGCCGGAGGAGAAGAUGGCCACUCUGGACCAUCUACAUUUGAAGACGUGCUCCCUCCACGAUCAUCUCAGCAACCUGCCACUUGAGGGGUCCACAGGAACAAUGGGGGGAGGCAGCAGUGCGGGAACCCCCCCAAAACAUGGGGGCUUAGGCCCUGAACAAUAAAUGGCCCCUCAUGCUGGCA
Messenger RNA from Chlorocebus sabaeus (green monkey), 1168 nucleotides. The record is from RefSeq and is a predicted model, not a curated record. Lineage: Eukaryota; Metazoa; Chordata; Mammalia; Primates; Cercopithecidae.